Messenger RNA from Mesorhabditis belari, 459 nucleotides. The record is from the annotation of a GenBank genome assembly. Lineage: Eukaryota; Metazoa; Nematoda; Chromadorea; Rhabditida; Rhabditidae.
AUGACCGACUAUCAACCAGUGAAUCGCUCGCCAGCUGGCUUAAUCCAAUUCGUGAUGCUUUCCGCAUUGGGACUUCUCGCUUUUAUCACAAUCAUUAUCGCAUUGAUUCACGCGAAUGAGUGCCCCAUUGAAAGAAUGCCAAAAUGGUUAUUAAUCUACGGAAUUAUUUAUCUCAUUGUCAUGAUGACCGGAUUGACGCUUUUGGCUUUUGAGCAAAAGUCGAAGCUUUAUAGUCCGGCGUUGGUGAUCGAUUGGCUGGCCAAAGUGAUCGGGUUGAUUUGGCUUGGCUACGGUGGAUAUCUCGUUUGGGGCAUUUGGGGAAUUUACACGACAACGAAUAAGAAAGCGGCCACUUAUUGUGAUCAAACGGUGAUGACAUUCAGCAACAUGAUCAUUCUCUCAUCUACAGCCCUCCUCAUUCUGAGCGCUUUCUGCAAUUGUAUGGCCACGCUUAGGAAA